UCAAUUCGUGUAAAUACAGACUUUUGACAAAAUGGCAAAUUGGAAUACUUUAAUACCGUCUCAAUUCAAGCCGUCCGGUUUCAUUUCGGCUCUACGAACAUUCUUAGGUGGAAGAAAUUUCAAGCCUAAUAUAAGAAUGGUUGAUGAAGUCUCGUCAGCCACUCAACCUCCACCUGAUGUUCCAGGAGGACCUAAUCAUACAGUUUUCAAUAAUUAUUAUUGUACACGUGACAGCCGUAGAGAAGUUACACAACCAGUAAUAAUUUUUGAAAAUAGUUCAAAACUUAUUGAAAAUACAAAGAAACCUGAUCCUGGCUGCCCAUCAAAAGUGCCUCUUCCAGGAAAAGUUUUCCACUGGGAUUAAAAUUGUGUGAUUUUAUACAUAGUAGUGUAAAUGUAUUGAACUAUAUGGUAUAAUCAGUAGAUUUAAAUAAACAAAUGUCUUAAAAAUGGCAACUGAAUUUUUAUUUUUAGUAAUCAAAUGUUAAAUUGAUAAAGGAUGUUUAAUAAUAAUUAUUAUUAUAUUAGUUUAUAUUUACCUUUUUAGUUAUUUUGUAUUAUAAAUUAUAAUAUAAGUUUCAACAUUUAUUUUAUUAUCUACUAUUAUCAGUAAAAUAUAAUAUUUUAUUCAACUAUUAUUUUUAAUAAAUACUUAUAUUUAUGUUAUACACAAAACAAAAUAAAUUUAAAAAAAAAAUUAAAUAAAGAAAACAUAAUAUUAUGUAAUAAGUAAUGACUAAUGAUUAAACAUGAGAUAAAAUUAUAUAACACGUUGACUGCGUACUGACGCCAAUUGGCGUUAUAAGUAUCAUUCAUCAACGCAUUUGACGCCAUAUGGCGUCUACUAUACAUUUAAAAUAAAUGGUUUAAAAUUCCCUACGUGUGGCUGAAUGUUAUUUUAUUAUUAUUUAGCGUGGAUUAAACGCAUGUUUUUAAAUAUGCAUAUAUACAUCGUUAUGAGUAGUUUCUUUAUAUUUUUUUAAAAUUUAUUUUGUUUUUACUUUCGUUAUACACACUGGGUGAAAAUCGCAAAAAGACAUACGCAGUCUACGUGUUUAUAACUGAAUAUUUUAUAAAUAAUUUAUAAUUUCAUCUAAAAGGAAAAAUAGUUUUCAAAUUAUAAACAAAAGAACACAAUUAAUAAAAAAUGUGCUAGCUCAUUUUAUUAAAAAUGUUUAUAACCUUGUUAAUAAUUUAAUUAUUUUAAAUGCAGUUUUAUGUUUUUGAUUCUUUAAAAA
Molecule: messenger RNA, 1238 nt
Organism: Acyrthosiphon pisum (pea aphid)
Lineage: Eukaryota; Metazoa; Arthropoda; Insecta; Hemiptera; Aphididae
Product: NADH dehydrogenase [ubiquinone] 1 alpha subcomplex subunit 7-like
Biological process (GO): ATP synthesis coupled electron transport; mitochondrial electron transport, NADH to ubiquinone
Cellular component (GO): mitochondrial inner membrane; respiratory chain complex I
Source: RefSeq, marked predicted